CCAUCUUGAAAUCCGGGCCACAAUAAAAAAGAAACCGGUCCCUGGAGCAUCUUCUGACCUUUCCGGGCGGCCUGGAAAAUAAAAUAAAAUAGAAGAGGGCUGGGUGGAACGGAGCGAGCGGCUUCGGCUCUUGACGGGACUCUCGCUGGGCUUCCGCCCAUGGCUCCGGGGCCGCAGUGGGGUUUUCGCCGCCGCCGGCGGUUCCUACCGUUCUGAAGGGCGGUGGCUCCUGGGAGGGAAGGGCGGCUGCUGGGAGCGGAAGGAUUGCUCGCAAGAGCGGCGAGUAAAGCGGCGGGUGGGGGGAGUGCCUGUUAAGAGAUGGGUUAGGCAGCUCUGUGAGGCUGGGGUGAUCUGGUCCCCGCGUGGCCUCAAGGGCACCGGGCAGCGCAUCGGUGAAAGGCUGGGAAGGAUGAAGGAAACCUGCCGGAUUUGUGGCCGGGAACUGUGUGGUAAUCAGAGGCGCUGGAUAUUCCACACUGCAACGAAGCUUAACUUGCAGGUUUUGCUGUCGCAUGUCCUGGGCAAGGAGAUCUCUCGGGAUGGCAAAGCUGAGUUUGUCUGCAGCAAGUGCGCCUUCAUGCUGGAUCGCAUGUAUCGUUUUGACACAGUCAUUGCCCGCAUUGAAGCGCUGUCGAUCGAGCGUUUGCAGAAGCUGCUGCUGGAAAAGGAACGUCUCAAGUUCUGCAUCGCCAGUAUGUACAAGAAGAACAACGAAGAAUCUGUUGACGAGGCUGUGGAUGUUUCCAGCCUGCCUGAUGUGCGAUACUCAGCCUUACUUCAGGAAGACUUUGCUUACUCCGGAUUUGAAAGCUGGAUGGAACCUGAGGAGCGCAUUGUGGAGCCACAUACGUGCCACACCAUGGAAAGUAUGGGCAGCCGUCCCAGACGAUGUCGCAGCUGUGCUGUGUUACGAGUGGCAGAUGCUGACUACGAAGCAGUUUGCAAAAUCCCACGAAAAGUGGCAAGGAAUGUUUCUUGUGGGCCAUCUUCUAAGUGGUCUGCUAGCACUUGCAAUGAAGAGUUGCCUGUGUGUGAGCCUAUAACUGCUGACCUGCCAAGUGGCACUACACCUAUGGGUGAAGACAGCAUGGAAGAGGAAACUCCUGGAUCCUCUCUGGAGUCCUUGGAUGCAACAGUGGCAGCCAGUUCUUCACAGCAGAAAAAUGAGGAAACAGACAUAGAAGGAAAGAGAAGUAGGAAGUGUGACUAUUGUAUAGGUGACCGUAGUUCCCACAAUUUCUCACAACAUGGAAACAGGAUGGAUAUAGCCCUUAGCCUGAUCAGAGCUUUUGAUUGCAAGCCAGUCCAGAGUCCCAGGGGGAGCAAGUUGCCUAUUCCACUAAAGUCAAGUCCUCUUUGCCAGGACCUAUUGGGCAAAAACACUUGUCCUGCGUUUGUGAAUGUGGCAGUGAACUCUCAUUCUGGAUCUUCCUUAGCUUUUCCUUUGGAGAUGUCCGACCUUCAAGAAUUGUGGGAAGAUCUUUGUAUAGACUAUAUGCCACUUCGAGUUAAGAGUGUGUGUGAAGAUCAACAGCGACUGAUUCAGUGCAACUUAUCACAGGACAAACAAGCAUCUGAAUUAAAUAAUAUAGAAGUGCUGGGAAAAAUCAGCUGCAUUAAUGCUACCAAUAAGCAACUUCAAGAGAAAUUGAAUGAGAUGGAUUUUGAAUUGAAGUCUGUUCAGCAUACAUCCCAGAGACAGAGUCACAGAAUCCAGAACUUGAAUGAGACCUUGAAGAGCAAAGAGAAUGAGUCAGAAGAACUCUACCGUGUAAUUGCAGAGCAGAACGAGACAAUAGCCAAACUACAAGACAUGCUACAUAAAACCCAGCUUGCACAGGUGCAGAUCUCAGAGGGUUCUUCCACAAAGCAGCAGAAGCAGCAAAUGGUGCUACUUGAUGUACAGAACACACUUUUCUUCACUCAGCUUGAAGCGCAGCAACUGAAGAGAACUCAUCAGAAAAAAGAUCGCCAAUUGACCGAGGGCAGGAAGGCCACCCACCUUCUAGAAACAUUGUUACAAGAGGAACAGCAGCAGAAAGAGGCAGCAUGGAAACACAGUCAGGAGUUGCGUGCUACUCUUCAGCAGUUAAGAAUGGAGCUACAGAACAGAAACUGGCAAUGUUGUAAUUUGGAGAGAGAAAAAUGGUCAGAGAUGCAAAAGCAAGAGCUGAAAAUUAAGCAUUUGAGUCACAACCUGGCCUGCAAAGAGCAGCUUCUACAGGAAUCUGAGGAACUUCUACGGUAUCAUCAGACUUUGGACAAGAGCCCCACAUCAGCUGAUAAUAUGGUGAAGAAAUUGCAACAACGAAUUAAGGACAGAGAUGUUAUCCUGGAGCGAGCAAUAGAUGAAAAGUUCUGUGUGCUUGAAGACAGGGAACAAGAACUGCAGCAGCUUCGCUUGUCUGUGAAAGAGCGAGAGCGUGAUCUAGAAGGACUGCGCAGGGUCCUCUCCAACAACGAGGCUACCAUUCAGGGCUUGGAGAGCUUGCUGAAAGCCAAGAGCCUGGAACUUGAGCGGUUGUUGGCAACCUAUCAGAAUUUGCACUGGCUGAAAGAGGGAAUAGAAGCAAAAUCCCAUAAGUGGCAGGCAGAGCAAGAGAGAAUAAUCCAGCAGCUGCAGACUGUUCUGCAUGACAAGAACAAGGAAGUGGAAGCGCUGUCAGCAACACUGCUGUGCAAACUGGGACCUGGGCAGAGGGACAUUGUGGAAGAGCUGUACCUCCAUCUUCAGCAAAAAGAGCAGAUAAUUGAGGAACUCCUCAAAGACAAGAGCCGACAGGCUGUGGAACAAGUGGCUGAGCUUCAGGAGUUGUUUCAAGCUGUGAGCAACAAAGAGCAGCAAAGUUGUAUGUCUUCUGAGAAAAUGGCACAAGCUCUAAUAGAAAGAAGUUGCGAACUGCAAGUUUUACAUCAGCAACUGAAGGGCCAAAUUCCUCAAGAGAAAAAUGAAGCUUCCGUUACCCAGCUCAAACGAAAGGAUGAGUCUGAAGCACUGAGGCAAGAAAGGUUUGGCAAGAGCACCAGUAUCAUGAUCUCUAAGAAAGAAGGCAGCAGAUCCAAGGUGGAGAAAGGUAUUUUAGAGACAACUGCUGGACUUGAGGAAGAACUCACUAAUGCCAAAGAGGAGCUUGAGCUAUUGACACGACGGGAAAAGGAAAGCAGAAUGGAACUCUCUGCUCUUCAGUCUGUGGUGGCCUCUCAGGAGGAGGAGCUGCAGGUUCAAGCUUCCGAUGUUGAAUCUCUUACUAGAAACAUCCAGAUCAAAGAAGAACUAAUAAAGGACUUGCAAAUGCAGCUGGUUGACCCUGAAGAAUUGCCAGCAGUUGAGCAACUUACCCAUGAAGUUUUGAUGCUUCGGGAAAAGAUAUCCAAGAUGGAAUUGCAAGGACAGGAAGCCACUGAAAAUAGAAGGCUGCAGCUGCUGCAGGUGUUGGAGGGGCUGGUAGCAGAGAAGAAUCAGCUGAAUGAAACCAUGAAAGCAGAAAAACAGCUCUACAGCACUUUGGUGAAGUUUCAUGCUCAUCCUGACAGCUCUCAACAGCAACAACAGACUCUGCAGGUGGAGCUGGAGGGGGUCCAGGCACUCCGUAGACAACUGGAAGAGGCUCUUGGAAGAAGUCUGGAGUGCCUAAGCAGGCUGGGAUCACUGGAUGGCAUUGGAGGUCUAAUUGCAGCUGAGGAUGCCGAGUACGCCAGCACCGAGUUCACAGACAGUAUUGAGGAGGAGACACAGAGAAUCGCUCACCAACAGAACAUAAAUGGAGAUGCUGAUGACAAGCUGGUGGGCCGUUCCAGUUGUCCUGCUCCCUCUCUGGAGAGAGAGAACAGCCUGCAGGUGGAGCUGCUGUCUGCAAAAUCUGAGAUUCAGCAGGUUCUAGAGCAGAAGAAGAAGCUGGAAGGGAAACUACAGCAUCUCAAGGGGCAGAUUGAGGAAGCUGGGUUCUCCUCAGUCUCUCAGCUCAGGAAGGCUCUGCUGAGCCUGUGUCUAGAGAAUGCAGAACUCAAGGAACAAGUUGGAGAAGCAAUGUUGUCAGAGGGUUGGGAGAACGAGGAUGAAGAUGAAGCGGACCUGAGGCUGGAAGUCAAGAAGUUGCAAGAGAAGGCGCACACUUCAGAGAUUGUGACUGGCCUCCUCAAAGAACAGCUGACUCUGAAUAGUCAAGGAGGUGAAGGCACCUUCAAGCCGCAGUUCACUGCUAGCAUGGCUCAGGAGACUAAGCAACUGCGAAUGGCUAAGCAAUGCACCCGCAAGGGGGUUCUCCAUAACAAUACCCCACAAAGGCACUGUGUACUGCCCCGGUCUGUGGACUCCAGCCCAACAGAGACCCAGGUGUGGGGAAGCAGGUUCACAAGCGACUCUCGGCAGCAGUUCAGGGAGCCAGUCCAGCAGCUCCACUCAGACUUGCCUCAGUGCAAGCAGCAAUGUCACAAGCUACGAGACAAACUCUUGGUUUCAGAAGCCACCAUCCAGGCUCAGAUGGCACAGCUGGAACAAUACCGGGCCCUUCUCAGUGAGCCCAUGGUACAGCAGGACAGUAAGCAGAUACAAGUGGAUCUCCAGGACCUGGGGUAUGAGACCUGUGGAAAAAGUGAAAAUGAGGCUGACAGGGAAGAGGCCACCAGUCCUGAAUGCGAAUAUCAUGGUGUGUUCAAUGAGGGCUUGAAGUCUUGGAAGAAGCUGCUGGGCUCCUCUCCAAGCAGACUGUCGAAGCCUGAGGCACACCAGGACUCCAGCCAGUGUGAUGAUCCUGCCGUUCUCCGCCAGCAUGUCCAUGACCUCCAGGUGCAGCUGCAGAGUUCCUGCAGAGUCAUCCAGAACCUACAGAGUCGUGUGCGCUCCAUAUCCACUACCAGCGACUAUGCCUCUGGGAGUGAGCAUCCACUAAAGCUGAAGCCAGGCUACAUCAUGGGCAGCACCCCUUCCCACAGUAUGACAGAUGAAGAUGAAGGCUGGCACUCUGAUAGCUUUUGGUCCUUCUGCCCCCCAAGCUUCCAACCCAACAAAGACCUGGCCAGGCUCAUCCAGAGAGUGUCCCUGCUUGAGGCUCAUCUGGGUGAUGCCAAGCCAAAUGUCUUACUGGCAGAGGAGUUGAAACCUGCAACAUCCAUGGGGAAAUACGAUUCGUUGGUCCAAGCUCAGGCUCGGGAGCUUUCCUAUCUGCGUCAGAUGAUGCGGGAGGGACAAGGGGUGUGUCACAUGCUGAAACAACUCUUCAGGGACACCAUCAAGUCCUUUGAGGAGCUCCUACGAGGCACUGACAUUGAUUACUUCUUUGGGCAGAGCUUCCGUGAGCAGCUGGCACAAGGGAACCAGCUGACAGAACGAUUGGCCAGGAAACUGAACAGAAGGAAUGACCUAAACGUGGAGGAGAAAUCUAGUCAUGAACUGCUUGUUCUGAGGCUGAGCAAAGAGCUCCAGGAGAAGGAGCAAAUCAUCAGGAACCUCAAGGCCAAGCUCCAGGUGCACUCAGUGACUCCUUCCAGUAGCCGCACCAUCUCUGAAUCACCCCGUUCUGGAAGCAGCACUUCCUUUCUCUCUGAUGGCCUGGAGGGCUGCUCUGAUGUGGAUGAUGUCAGUGAAUGCAUUUUCUACCAGGAGGACCCCAGUGAAGGCCAGUCCCAUAGUCUCCUAGACAAAGAUGUUGGCAAUUAUUCCAGCAAAGGUUCUGCCCAACCAUCUCAUCCACCUUCUGUGGCUGCAUCUCAUGCUGCUCCGGCAGAAUCCAUCCCGAGGAGCCUGUUUCUGCCUCCUUCACAAACUGCCAGCCAGGCUUUCCGAGGACUCCAUCCUGACUCUUUGUCCAAGCAAGUUACUUUGGCUUCACUUGCCUCAGGGCCCUGCUCUUUCCUGCCUUUGGGCUCUUCUUCUCCAGCCCCUGCUCCACCCCUUGGCUGCUGCAGGACGCCGGUCUUCUCACUGGCUGAGGUGCAGCAAGAGCUGCAGAUGCUGCAGAAGCAGCUGGGAGAAAGUGUAAGGCUUCCAGCAUUGACACCAGUGAAGCCAGGGUCGCUGGCUGGCCUUUUUUCUGCAGGCAGCCCUGCCAUCUCUAAGCACUGCCUCCAGGCCUGCCAUCAUGUCCAUCAGUUGCUUCCUUUGCAAAACUCUGCUGACUGGAGCAGGAAGCCUGAAAAGGGCACGGGGGAGAGCAGCCCCCCCUCAGAUAUGCCUCUGAACUUCAGACAGCCACAAGAGAGAUUUCUCUCUGGAAUCCUGCCCUCAUGUUCUUCAGCAACACUUUCUAGCCAGAAGCAAUCAGGUGCUGAUUUGUUGGAGGAACACCUUUCUGAGAUCCAAAUUCUCCGCCAACACCUAGAGGAAUCCAUCUGUGCUAAUGACCACCUGCGGGAGCAAUUGGAAAGACGACUGGCAUCGGUGGCAAAGAGCAAUGAGCUGGAGCAGCUGCAAAAGGCUCUGCUGGCAUCGCACUCAAAGCUCCAUGAUGGUGAGGUUGAGCUACGCCAGCAGCGAGCUGAGCAGCAACGGCUGCAGGAAGAGAUCCGAGGCAAGCAGCAAGACUUUGUUCAGCUCCAGGAGGAGUUCCUGGCUCUGCAGAAGAACCAUUCCAGGCUUCAACACAGAGUGGCGUUACUUCAGCAGAAGUGCCAGGAAAACCAGCAGCACUUCCAGACCUUGCAGGCUGAAUUACGUGUCUAUGAAGUGCUGUGUGGCCCACGGCAGAACGCCGCCUCAGGGAUGCAUAGACAGGACAACUUGGUGCUGGUAGAUGAUGCCAACAGACAGGGGUCCCACGUUGUAAGCCACCUCGAGAACUACAGCACUCUUAAGAAACAGAUUCUGGAGGGCAAGUCUCUGAUCCACAAGAUAACAUCACUCCUGCAGUCUGGCCUAGAACCACAGAGAUCCAAGGUCUUCUGUCAAGAAAGCAUCAGGCAACUGCUUGCCAACACUGGUUCUUUGCACCAGAUCUUGGAGAAGUCAGCUUCCCUCUUGGCAAUGUUCUGGAGAGCAGCAGCCGUUCCCAUGCCUCACAUUUCUGCUCAAGAGCCCUCAAUGAAGGAGGAGAUCCAGGGUCUCAGAGCCAAGCUGGCUGAGCAAGAGAAUCGCCUGCAGAGUGCUAGCCAUGUUAAGGAGAGUAUGGAGAACUUCCUCCUCAGCCACUUGACAAGGACAUAUGAUGUGCUGAGGAAAGCAAGGACUAACCUGGAGGGGAUGUCCCAACAGCACAUACGAGCCUCCAUCAUGUGACCAUGUUCUUACAUGAUCUAUGAAGAAAAUGGAGCCGAGCGCCUAGAAGCAUGAGGAAGAAAAAGACUCAACUGCAGUUCCCCACCCAAGCCCAGGCAUCAGAAGCAACCUGCUUAAGCCAUCUGGAUCUUCACUGUUCUGCAAGCCCUGGCUUUUAGAAUUUGUCCUGGAAUUGAACUACUGCCUUGCCAACUAACCCCAGCUGCUUUAGGGUGAACCCUACGGAGUCAGGGGUAUGGCACCCAGCUGCAUUCUCAACAACCUUCGUGUGUGCUCAGGAGUGACUGCUGCUAGACACCAGGCUGGAAUUUGUCUGGAAAUGCUCUAGCCUUAAGUGCAAUAUUAGAAAUAGACUAAACUACUACUAUACAUGCUGCUGUCUUGCGAAAAGUGUUUUAAAAAUGGCUUUCUCCAAAGCUGCCCCAAUCUGAUGGAGUGAAGCUGGGCUGCCUGAGGCUCAGUCAGUUGUUGCAUUCUCCUGGAUAUGUCUGUGUUGAUUUAAUUAUAGAUCAGGGUGUAUAAUGUACUAUCAAGACAUUACUUACCUGGUUCCAGAGAAAUAUGGCCUUGAGGUAUGUUCUUAGCAAAUGCAAUUGUGCUGGAUUACUGAGAAAAGAGGCGAGUGGAAGCCUCCCUUAGCCCCAGCUUCAUUUGACUCUUCAGCUAUUCAUUUUCAACCUUUGAAGUUGCCUCUGAAUUCAUGUCCAAACUCAUAGUUUUCUACACACAUAGGGAGUUCUUGUAAUUGUUGCUUAGGGGUAAGGGCGGACAGGUAACACCAGUUUAUAUAUAAUGCACACUACAACUAUUUGUGAAAAAAUUAGAAAGCCCUUACGAGUCCUAAAUGCUCUAAAGAAGGACCUAUAAGGGAUUGGGAAAAAUUGAAGGGGUCUUGGCUCAGUUUUAUUGAAAUAAAUGAAUCAAGUUUUUCUUUAUACUGUCCAAGUUCCCAAUAAAUCUUUUUCAAAAACUA
Molecule: messenger RNA, 8183 nt
Organism: Rhineura floridana
Lineage: Eukaryota; Metazoa; Chordata; Lepidosauria; Squamata; Rhineuridae
Product: myomegalin-like
Exons: 37
Coding region: 410-7210 (2266 amino acids)
Cellular component (GO): nucleus; microtubule organizing center
Molecular function (GO): zinc ion binding
Source: RefSeq, a predicted model, not a curated record